This is a messenger RNA of Verruconis gallopava, 2306 nucleotides long. RefSeq lists its product as uncharacterized. The record is from RefSeq and is a predicted model, not a curated record. The coding region runs from base 261 to 1808 and encodes 515 amino acids. Gene Ontology annotation, molecular function: palmitoyltransferase activity. The transcript has 2 exons. NCBI's taxonomy places the organism in Eukaryota, Fungi, Ascomycota, Dothideomycetes, Venturiales, Sympoventuriaceae.
UGAGUUCAUUUUAGACAUGCAUCAUGCGGACAUCCAUGUGGCGCCGAACUGUCGAUCUUACGCGUUUGACGUUGAGGCGCUGAACGUCCGGCCAACUCCCAGUUUACGCCCUCUUCACCUGGCUUUUCGGAGACAUCGAAAGUGCUCCUGUCCCGCUGUAUCCCGGAAGCCUCUGCGCACUUGCUCGCUUAGCCUGGAAUUGGCAAUGUCAGGACUAUCCACUGCGUAACUUGUACUCCUCGACGAUCGCUUCAUCGACGAUGGCUACGCUAGGGUCACCGUCGCAGCUUUCGUCUCCCGGACGGAGACGGAAGUCCUUCUUUCGCAAGUGUGAACGGUACUGCUGCAACGUGCUCACGUAUUUUCCACUGGCCUUUGUCUAUGGGCUGACGACGUGGGCCGUGUGGGUUGAAACGAGCAUGUCUUUCUUGCUAGUGGGAGCAACCGGCUACAUCUCUGCAUUCCUAGGCUUUGCCUUGUACGUCCUCUUGAACUGGUCCUACACUACAGCUGUCUUCACAGACCCCGGCUCGCCUGUAAAUACUACCGCUGGGUACUCGUCCCUACCAACCUCAGAGCCGACAUCGUACAGUUCACUCACAGUGAAGGCUUCUGGAGAAAUGCGGUAUUGCAAGAAGUGCCAAUGUAAGAAGCCCGAUCGGGCACAUCAUUGCUCAACUUGUCGUAGAUGUGUCUUGAAGAUGGACCACCACUGUCCUUGGCUCGCCACUUGCGUUGGUUUGAGGAACUACAAGCCGUUCUUGCUCUUUCUGAUAUAUACGACCCUUUUCUGCUGGCUAUGUUUUGCUGUCAGCGCUCGAUGGAUCUGGGAAGCCAUUAUAGUGAACAAUUCUGUGGAAGAGUCGUUUAUGCCCGUCAAUUAUAUUCUGCUGUCUGUGCUCUCCGGUAUCAUCGGCCUGGUGGUGGGGGGUUUCACAGCCUGGCAUAUCCACCUGACGCUGAAAGGAAAAACUACGAUUGAGAGCUUGGAGUCGACUCGAUAUUUGAGCCCCUUGCGACAGCAGAUGGCGUCACAUCUGAGUCAGCACCGCACUUAUGUGGAUCACGAAAACAGAACUCUGAGUGAGCAGGUUCGCGAUAUGCGCGAUCAGCUCAUCGAGACACACGCCAACGCCUUACCUGGAGUUUUACGACCCGAAGAAGGGGAGGAGCGAAUGUCGCCUGCACAAAGCUCAUUACGACGAGCGUACGACUGGGACUCUGCGGAGAGACAAAGAGAACGGGAUAGGUACAUGGAUUAUCUUGACGAACAAUACGACGAAAAGCUGCCAAACGCAUUUGAUCUAGGCUGGCGCAUGAAUUGGAGGAGUGUUAUGGGCAACGUUCCUUGGCUAUGGUGGUUGCCCAUUUGUAACAGCAUUGGGGACGGCUGGACGUGGGAAAUCAGUGACAAAUGGCGAGAAGCUGCAGAGCGCCUUCGUAGAAAGAAGCAAGAAGAUUUGGAAAGGAGCGGCCUUGUCGUCCCGGUUCAGGAUGGACCCGCACCACCAAUGUACAACCCAAAUACACCGUUCCCAGCUAGGAGAAACAGCCCUAUGCAUAGGCUGCGGCAGGACAAUUGGCAGGCACCAGAACACAGAAGCGGAGCAAGUACGCCGAUGCAAAACCUCAAUGGCAGGAAUGGAGAUGAAGACGGUUACGAGACGAGCAGUGACGAGGAAAUGCUCGCAGAAACGAGAACCCGUUUGUUGCGGCAUAAUCAGGGCGACAAUUGGAAUGACAUACCCGAAGAAAUGGUAAAUGGGAAUAAGCGGAAUCUUCGACAAUCCAGGAGGAAGGACAGAUGAUGUAUAUGUACGCAUACUUUGCAUUGCAUUAGCAUGGGCGCUCAAAUGGUAUCUUUUGUUCUUAAUGCUCUCCCAAAACCGCAGAGGUUUGGAGCCAAUAUUGAUCUGCCACAGACUCAGAUUGGGCCGACUAUCAGAAACAUGAGAUUGCUCAAGUCGAAAAAGACUCGCCCAGAAACGCAAAUCUAUCUCCAGCACCCUAGCGGCUGCAAGGCUCGAUCGUUAGUCCUCGCAAGCCUUGGGUGAUUUAAGCAGCCAAUGGCCUACAUUAUUCGCAGAGUCACGAGUCGUUCAACGUUCAUCAGUCUUGAUUACGACCCUAGGCCUGCAUUAGUCUCGAUCGAAGAUGGGCAGAUUCGAUCUUUGAUCACCUCCACUGCAUCCUCCAGAGUCACCCCCCGAAAAGCCACCUGAAUCUCCGCCGAAGAAUCCACCUAGUCGAUAUAUGUUAACAUGUGCACUUCCCGCGCACAAUUGGAGAAUUAAAUUUUUUUUUUU